CCUCUUUUUUUGGUUCCCCCCUUCCCCCACUCCCGCCGCCGCCCUCCUGCCAGCGGCCACCUGAGGCGGCCUCGUCGGACCCCCCCUCCCUCGCCCCGUGAGGAAGAGGAAGAAGAGGAAGACUCCUCGGAGAUAUCUUACUCCUUGGAUCCACCACCCCUGCCGAGGUGACGGAGAAGACGCGUCUUCAGAACCCAUGAACGUCUGGGACAGUGGUGAAACCAAGCGUUAAUUGUGCCCCCCACAAGAGCCUCCUUCCUUCCUCCUUGCCUGUUUUUCAAGCAGGAAGUGGUUCAGUCAAAAUGUAGUAGGCUUCUAUCACAGACACCCAUGUUGGAAAAGAUACAGCCUGAAUUAUACCAGAGCACCAUAAUGACGGAGGAAGCGUGCAGGACGCGAAGUCAGAAGCGGGCGCUCGAGCGGGAGGUGAUCCAGAACGACGUGGAUUGUAAAAAGAUGAAGAUGGAUAAAGGACUGCUGGGGGGCUCUGAGACCAACGCCGAGGGCGGAGGGGACCUUAAGAUAAAGACUGACUCAGGACCGGGGAGAGUCCCAGAAUUAUUAAAAAGCGGGGAGAUGAAAGCGACUAUCAAAGUGGAAGUGCAGACGGGAGACAAGCCGGUCGAUAUGAGCACCUCAAAAAGCGAUCCGAAGCGGGAGAGAAGAGUCCCCUCACCCGAUGUCAUUGUGCUCUCCGACAACGAGCCGUCGAGCCCGAGAAUGAACGGGUUGACCAAAAUAGCGUUAAAGGAGACCAGCGCGGAGGUGCUGAUGAAAAGCAGUCCGGAAGAGCGGGAGCGUCUGAUCAAACAGCUGAAGGAAGAACUACGGUUAGAGGAAGCAAAACUCGUGCUUCUGAAGAAGCUCCGGCAGAGUCAGAUCCAGAAGGAGACGACGGCUCAAAAGCCCAUCGGCUCUUCCGGAAACGCCGUGGCCACCCCUCCGCCCUUGGUGCGUGGGACGCAGAGCAUCUCUUCUAGCAAAUCGGUCCUCCUUCAGAAUUCCUCACGUAUUCCCGGCACCGUUAUUCCUCCCCCCUUGAUCCGUGGCGGGCAGCAAUCCUCUUCGAAGCUGGGCUCUCAGCAGAGCACGCAAAUCGUUAUGCCUCCCCUCGUCAGAGGAGCCCAGCCCCUUUCUGUGUCUCCCCAGCAAAUCCAUAACGUCCGCCAGCACUCCGGCUCGGGGCCCCCGCCGCUGCUCCUGGCCCCGCGGGCCUCGGUCCCCAGCGUCCAGAUCCAGGGUCAGAGGAUCAUCCAGCAGGGCCUGAUCCGUGUUGCCAACGUCCCCAACACAAGCCUGCUGGUGAACAUUCCCCAGGCCUCCCCGACUUCGCUCAAAGGCACAUCAGUGACGUCGGCCCAGGUGAACCCGGCCGCCACCAUGGCUUCGAGCGCGGCUUCCCUCGUCAACUCCAACGACUCCCCCGCCAGCCGGCAAGCGGCCGCCAAGCUGGCCCUGCGGAAGCAGUUGGAGAAGACGCUGCUGGAGAUCCCCCCGCCCAAGCCGCCGGCCCCCGAGAUGAACUUCCUGCCCAGUGCAGCAAAUAACGAGUUCAUCUACCUGGUGGGGUUGGAGGAGGUGGUGCAGAACUUGUUAGAAGCUCAAGGCAAAGUCUUGGCACCCCCCUCCUCGCAGGAGCCCUACACCUGCGUCCAGUGCAAGACGGACUUCACCUGUCGCUGGCGGGAGGAGAAAAGCGGCUCCAUCAUGUGCGAGACCUGUAUGUGCUCCAACCAGAAGAAGGCCCUGAAGGCCGAGCACACCAGCCGCCUCAAGGCUGCCUUCGUCAAAGCCCUCCAGCAGGAGCAGGAGAUCGAACAGAGGAUAUUACAGCAGGCGGCCUCGCCGGUCCAGACCAAGCCGGAACCGAUGGCUGCUCAGCAGCACCACUCGCUCAAGCAGACUUCUAGCCCACUCUCCCGAAGCGCCGGCACCCCCCGCGGCGUCUUGCAUGCGUUUAGCCCGUCGCCCAAGCUGCAGAACGCCUCCGGCGUGGCCGUCCUUGGCGGCAGGCAAGGUAAGCGUGCUCAGAGACCCGUCGGCAAAGGAGGGGCGUCCGCUUGGAGGAAGACUCUCGUCAACGCAGGCGGCGCGCUGAACUUUGUGAACCCUAGCCUCGCCGUGCACAAGACGGCCUCUUCAGCCGUGGAUCGCCAGCGCGAGUACCUCCUGGAUAUGAUCCCUCCACGAUCGAUCCCUCAGUCUGCCACGUGGAAAUAAUGCAAGACCCAUCAUCCUCAGGCGGGCGUUGCUCCUCCCUUGGGAAAGGGGGACGGGCAUCCCAGUGCUCCGUGGCCCUUGAUUCUGCCAACCUUUUUUCCUCUCGCAACCCUCGGAGAGACUGCACCACACACCCCCGCGCGUGAGGGGCAGAAACUCUCUUCCCAAGCCUCGCGGGAUCGACCCACGAGAUAUUUCUAGGACGGCUAGCUUUCGCCCGAACCCGUUGAGAAGCCCGAAACGGCCUGAAACACUCGGAAGGACGGUGACGGACAUGAGGCUACCAGAACUCGUGCGACUGACUUUUUCCUCUCUCUUUUUUUGGUGGUCCCCCCCUUCCGAUGGUGAAGGCUAUCUCGAAGAAGAGAAACCUGAUCAUUUUAAUAUUAUUUCUUUUGCAUAUUUUUGUCUCUUUAGUUUUGCAGAGCGGGGGGGGGGCGUUAUGUUUUACAAUCGGCACUAGGACAGAACCGCACGGGUCUCGUGCGCUCAGAUAUUUUUUGAUUUGCUGCCCCCUCUUCCUGCCUUACGUAAAUUCCCCCCCACCGCCCUCCAGUUGUAGGUUAAUUAUGUUUUUUUUCUACCCCUCUUUUGGGUGAUUGUACAAUGGUCGUUAGCCAACCGGAACAAUGUAUCUUCAGCUCACCGAGAGCAGAAACCAAGUUCUGCAAGCAUCAAACGGAUACUCCCUCGCUUUUUCUCUCUCACUCUGUUGUCCUCUCUCGGCCCCCAGCCACCUCCCCUCCGUAUUUCCCAAAGAGGCACUCUUUUAAUGGGAUUUGAUGUUUUGGUUUCUGGGUCCCCCCCCUUUAUAUCCCAUAAUAACUUAUAUUAUGAACAGACAGACUCCAUCGCGGGAAGUGAGAGGGAGCUGCUGAACACUGGGCUUAGCUUUUUUUUUCCUUUUUAAAUAAACUGGAUUGUUAUUUCAAAAUGGAUAUUUCACCCUGGACACUCGUAGGCUCUAAAACCUGCAGAAAUGAUGGGACACUCGAUAUGAAAACCUCCUCAGCCGGAUUUCCUUAUCAUCGGGAUAAGCACGGACAAGCCUUUAAGGAUUUUUUUUCCUCCCCUUUCUAGGAGCCCAUAAAGAUGGUUUUG
Messenger RNA from Pogona vitticeps (central bearded dragon), 3321 nucleotides. The record is from RefSeq and is a predicted model, not a curated record. NCBI's taxonomy places the organism in Eukaryota, Metazoa, Chordata, Lepidosauria, Squamata, Agamidae.